AUGUCCGGUAGAGGUAAAGGUGGAAAAGGUCUUGGAAAGGGUGGCGCUAAGCGUCACAGAAAGAUUCUCAGAGAUAACAUCCAGGGAAUCACAAAGCCAGCUAUCAGAAGACUGGCCAGAAGAGGUGGUGUCAAGCGUAUCUCCGCUUUGAUCUACGAAGAAGUUAGAGCCGUCCUCAAGUCCUUCUUGGACUCUGUUAUCAGAGAUGCUGUUACUUACACUGAGCACGCCAAGAGAAAGACUGUUACGUCUUUGGAUGUCGUUUACGCUUUGAAGAGACAGGGACGUACUUUGUAUGGUUUCGGUGGUUAA
Molecule: messenger RNA, 312 nt
Organism: Kuraishia capsulata CBS 1993
Lineage: Eukaryota; Fungi; Ascomycota; Pichiomycetes; Pichiales; Pichiaceae
Exons: 1
Coding region: 1-312 (103 amino acids)
Biological process (GO): nucleosome assembly
Cellular component (GO): nucleosome
Molecular function (GO): DNA binding; protein heterodimerization activity; structural constituent of chromatin
Source: RefSeq, a predicted model, not a curated record